CGGACUAGUAGCAGACAGGAGCAGACGGAGAGCAAGGAGUCUUUACCCACAGAGUUUAUGUUGAAUAGUUUUGAGAUUCACAAGACAAGAAAAUGAAAUCUCCAAAGCUGAAGUCUCAAGGCAAAUUUAUUUCAGCUAAUUUCCUUGAAGAAGAGGAUGAUCUGUUUGACGUCCUGUGUGAGUUUGACGCGGUGAUCGAGGAUUUUACGUCCCCGGUGGAGAAGAGACACUUUCGCUACGACGAGCACCUGAAGAACGUGAAGAGACGCAGCAGUGCCAGCGUCAGUGACAGCGGCAUCAGCGACUCGGAAAGUGCUGAGUCACUCAACAGGAACAGCUUCAGUUUCAGUGAUGAGAGACUGAACUCUCCCACCGUCUUCACUCCCUCCCCCACCACCCCCCCACCUCUCACGUCACCCAAAGCUAAACUGGGAGACACUAAAGAACUGGAGGACUUCAUUGCUGACCUUGACAAGACAUUAGCCAGCAUGUGACAUAGAGCCGAAGAGAAGUGACAGAGACCCUUUUUGGAGAGUAGCCAUCGAGAGGAGGGGAGUCCCUCUCCAGACACCCAGGCGCCCCACAACAAACACACAAACACACACACACACAAACACACACACACACACACACACACACACACACACACACACACACA
Molecule: messenger RNA, 658 nt
Organism: Coregonus clupeaformis (lake whitefish)
Lineage: Eukaryota; Metazoa; Chordata; Actinopteri; Salmoniformes; Salmonidae
Product: regulator of cell cycle RGCC
Exons: 5
Coding region: 93-494 (133 amino acids)
Biological process (GO): regulation of cell cycle
Source: RefSeq, a predicted model, not a curated record